UUGUGUCCGUGUGAAAAGCUUUACUGUGGGUUACCAUGGUGCGGAGUUAUAAAAUGGGACGCAGAAUGAAAACAUAUGACAUCAUCAGGACAGUGGUGGCGACCCGACAGGCUUCCUUAUUUAGACGAAGACUUCGCGAAUUCACGCCCUCCUGUUCGCUUUUGAAACUAUUGAUCAAUAUUGAUUAUCGUCGGAACACUGCGUCUGUCUGUCUGUCUGUCUGUCUGUCUGUGUCACUAGGUAGUUAUUUAUCUUUGAACUGUCAACGAAUGUGAUGACAAUGGCAUUCAUGUGAAUGUAGACUACGGAAGUUUUAACGUUAUGCAUUGCAUCUGGCGUUAUAGUUGCGCACAGCUACUCAAAUUAUGGGUUGGUUUUUGUGACCAUCAUUUAUUUUAGGCAGUCUCUUCACUUAUUAUUUAUAAGGCGUAGCAGAUGCUCUCUGACGCAUAAAGAUGGGGCCAUUUCUUUAGUGCUGUCAGGCUGUGAAACCCACCCCUACAUGAACCCUUAUUUUAGAGCAAUAUUGCUCAAAAAUGACUCUGUCUUGACGUGUUGGCAUGAUUUGCAUGUGGUAUUUGUGGAUGUAUUAGCUAUAAUAAGGAACCAGUGAAAUUAUAUGGAUGAAAGUAGCUAUAGGAUUCUAAUAACUACAGAUUAUAAUGCAAGACAUUCAAUUAUUUGACGAAUAGGCCUACUAAAUCUUUAUUUUUACUACUGAAUCAUUUUUAAAAUCUAAAACAUUUCCGUCCACUUCACCUCGUUGGUCUGUUAUUCUUUAUACAUGUAGCUCUUGUAGGGAACAUAAUGCAAAACACGAAUCCGAUGAAGUCAUCAUCUUAACCUAUGUAAUCGUUAAAUUACAUUGUAUUUAUUUACACAUCCGGGAUUAUUUUCGCUUGGCUGGUAGCCCCGCCCCCACCGCCCAUCUAUUGGAUGCUUCACACGCCAGUAAUGCGACGCCCCGCCCACUCAAAGCAGCAAGUCUAUCACAAACACAAAGAGUGCAACAAAGACUAGAGAAAUGUACAACCUAACCGACACACAAAACUGUCAGAUAGUCUCAGUUUGAGCUCUCCAGACGGAAUCUGCACCGAGACAAGGCAACCGAAACCAAAAAAUAAAUACAAAUAUCACAAAGUAGCCUAUACCCUGGAGAAAAAAAUAAUAUUCAGCUUCCCUAUAGAAAAUCUAUGCCAAACUUCGCAUUGAGAUCCAGUUCAGGUGAAAGACAUAUGGUUUUGGAAGAACAUGAGGAUGAGUGAAGGAUGUCGUAUUUUCUCCUGUGGUGUCUGUGUGGAGCGUACCACACAUCCACUCCACAACAACGACGGCUUUUGCUUGCAUCUUCCAGUGUUUCUUCUGUCAGCAAGUUCAGCAGAGCUGCAACUCGUCUAGCGCCAGCCCAGAGGAGCCCAGUGAGGAGCAUCACGACUGUGAGAUGGUAAAAAUGACAAAGUCUAAGACCUUCCAGGCUUACCUGCCCAACUGUCACCGAACCUACAGCUGCAUCCACUGCCGGGCACAUCUCGCCAAUCACGAUGAGCUCAUCUCAAAGUCAUUCCAAGGCAGCCAGGGACGAGCCUACCUCUUCAAUUCAGUUGUGAAUGUCGGUUGUGGUCCAGCAGAGGAGAGGGUUCUCCUAACAGGUUUACACGCUGUGGCGGACAUCUACUGUGAAAACUGUAAAACCACUCUGGGCUGGAAAUACGAGCAUGCGUUUGAGAGCAGUCAGAAAUACAAAGAAGGCAAGUUCAUCAUCGAGCUGGCUCACAUGAUCAAAGAUAAUGGCUGGGAGUGACCUUCACCUACUUCCUCUCCGCUCAGUGACCUUUGGGCUGCUCUGCCGUGGACUUUGCCGAGUGACACCAUCACACGCACACGUACACAAACAAAAAAACGCACAGACACGCGCGCACACACACGCCACCGUCGACCAUGACACAUCCUGACAUCUCUACUGGGUCAUCACAAAACUCGAAGGCAGAGUGAUGGAAAGCGAAUCGAAGACAUCUACGGUCACUGAAAGACUCUCUAGGACCUUUUUUCCGAGAUGUACGUCAACACUUUGGGAUCCGAACCUUCUCCCUUCCUGUUCAACUGCCCCGUUAACUGGUUUCGGUGUGCUCGGCCCUCCUCGUGUGUAAGCUGUUAACAGUAUCCAGAAGACACAGUCUCACGUUUUUCAUUUGACAUCCUCCUCUGUUUUGUUGAGCGAGCGGGAGGCGUGCGUCUUAGUGUGCGUUCUUUCUUUUCGACAGGAAUCUCGAGUCCUUCCUGGUGGACUGAUGUUACUGGUUAGCAUUUUUCUCCUUCUCUGAGUCAAGCCCGUUCUGAUUGUCUUUCCUUUCACUCUGGGGUAGCGACAAUUGACCUAUGUUAUAAGAGUUGGGGUUGGUUUCAGGGUUCGGCUAUGUAGCAGUAUAUUUCAGAUGGGGGUGGGCGUUCAGCAUUGCAGUGGCAUGGCAUUUUACCCGUUUUAUUUCCAAAUCGAAAUGUUUUUCUUCCUCAGAUGACUUCACUGUGCAAUUCGUGGGACACUCUGGUACAGCAGUAGCGUCUGACCCCCUACUGGAGCUUUAGUUGUCUCUGGUGCUUUUGGUGAGAUUACACAAACGCGUCUUUGAGUUGGCAUUUGUGGCAGGUUCCAUUUUUGCAGCCGUACUAUAGGCGAAAGAAAAAAACUAAACGAAACAAGACAAGCGACAGCCGUUUGGAUGCACUGGACAUUGGGGAAAACUGAAACUAGUGUCCUCGGAACAUUGUUUGCAUUACAUUUUCAUCCCCCUUCACGCCAAAUGAUGACAAGAUUUUACAAAACUAUUGUUGUUGAUAUUACAAUCAUGUGUAUGUUCAUUGCUAUGUGUAAUUUAUGUGUUAAACCACAUGUUUGGACAUGCACACGCAUGUUAGCUCAGUGUGUUUUACGCAUUAUGUUUAUGGCAUACUUGAAUGCAGUUACUUUGUUUGCACUUUGCAGAGGCCUUGUUCAUGGGUUUAGAGGCAAAAGUCUGUUCAUUUUAUGGCCUUUUUUUUUCAUGGAAAAUAAUCGAAUGAUUGUAUUAGAUGCUUUGAAUGAUUUUCAGGGUUGGGUGGUUGCUGGCUUGAUCAUCUCCCUCUACUUUCAAACACGAAAUCUGCUUUCGCUUUCUUCCGCAGGCUGGCAGACCUGUUCGCUACGCUCGUAAUUCAUCCAAUUGGAUUCGCGCAUCAGAAGCAAGUCUCGAAUUUUACAAUCGGACACCAUUCAAUGUGGCGCUACGCGAUUCUUUUGCUGCUAAUAGAGAUAAAUGCAAUCCGGAGCUUUCACUUUAAACCUUCUGCACUUUACCCGGACUGUCUGAGAGCAUGCGAGCGGAUGUGUUCCUUUUGUAGCUUUUCUCCACAUCUUUGCCUCUAAGCAGCAUGAAUCUUGUGCCUCUUCAAAAGAUAAAAAAAAGAAAAGAAAAGAAAUCUCCCUCUCCUGUGUUGUGCGGCGCAUGACUCCGAGAACCCAGCACAUCUAUUAGAAGCUCUGCUGGAGCUUCGUAUCGAACUCGAAAACGACACGAACUUGGAAACACAGAACCUCUAUCCACUUGAAAUAUCUAAUAUAAUCCAGUAUUUUUUCAUAGUUCUAGAUGUUAUGAAACAGUGGUUGUAUUCUGCAAAGUAUAUAAAAGGGGCGGGGCCGUUAGAACGGGAGGGGGUGGAGCUUGCUUCCUUUAGAGGUAAAGAGGGGCAUUUAAUGUAGAUUUUUAUCGAAUAUUAUUAAAUAUAUAUAUAUAUAUAUAUAUAUAUCGAACCGUACAGAUGAAUAUCGAGGUUUCGUCGUGCUUAAGGGUGGGUGGGAUAUGGCGGGCAAUAGUAGAAUGAGUGGCGAACCCUCAGUUAGUGUUCGCCGCCGAUAAGGUCAGUCCGGUCACGUGACCUUCGAAUCAGUCAAAGACAAUGCAAACAAAAUAGUUCUUACUUGAAAGAUGAUACAGAGUUACAGACAAUACAUUGUCCCUCUCACACAGUUUUGUACAUAAAGUAACAUAUUUAAGGUUUUAUACAUAUUUCUACUGGGUUAGUUUCUCUACUUCCCCGACUUGAAGCACUUUUGUUCACUGUACCUCUGGCUUUAUAUAUGUGUGUGAAUGAGAGAGAAAGUGUGUGUGUGUUUGGAUGCAUGUAUGCGUGUUCCCUUACUUCCCUCACUUUAUUUGUAGCCGUUUUUGCUGUUGUUCACUAGUUUCUCUGUGCUGUUUCCUUUAUGACACUUCUUUUGCUGUCUCACAGCGUGUUUUGAUGUGUGCUGUCUUAGCUUGAUGAUAAUGAGCUGCUUUGUAUUUUUUUUUUUUUUCUUUAAUAUUAAAGUCGAUUUUUCGAUAGUUUCCUGUCGAGAGCCUAAUAGCAGAAUGUCUGCUGGUCGUGUUUUAGCAUCAUGGUCAGCGGUGAGCUGGAUUCACCUGCCGAAAUUUCACAAUAGAAACACCGACCCAGACCGUUUUACAAAAAAAAAAAAAGCUUUCCCUAAGAUUUUCAGAAACAGAACUAGAUCCAGGCCAGUGUCACUGUCAGUGUGCACCAAAAAAUAAGACAUCGCUCAACCGAAACCUUUUUACUGAGAACCACUUGGUCAAACCAAAAAUCGAGUUUGUGGUCUCUCUGAAUACCAAGUGGGAAAUGACUUUUUGUUAGCUUUUUUUGGAUUGUGAUUUGUCUUUUAAAGCAACAUAUUAAGGUGUUUCUGAUAUUGGCAGUAGAAAACUGCUGUUUCUUUUAGUGACACUGGUUUCAAACCUUUCUAGACCUGUUAAUCUGAGAUUUGUCAUUCAAACGACAUAUAGUUUAAGGCAACAGUGGUAUGCAAAGGAAACGAUUGUAUAAGUUUGCUGAGUUAUUUUCUUAGGACUGUUAAAAUAUAAGGUCUAAAGCAUGUUGUAUUUAUAAUGGCUAUAUUAAGUCGUGCCUGGUUUUCUUUCUUUCUUUCUUUCUUUUUUUUAUUCUUCAAUGCAAAAAAAGCUUUUUUCUUCUUUUUACUUGAUUACAUUGCUUUGCAUUCUGUCCCAGUAAAGAAAAGUCACAUUUGUCUGUUUUCACUGUAUUGUAAACUAUUCAGAAAUCACAAUAAAGCUUAAAUGGUA
Onychostoma macrolepis is the source of this 5111-nucleotide messenger RNA. It is a transcript of the gene ypel1, whose product is annotated as yippee-like 1. The record is from RefSeq and is a predicted model, not a curated record. The coding region runs from base 1442 to 1801 and encodes 119 amino acids. The transcript is spliced from 6 exons. Lineage: Eukaryota; Metazoa; Chordata; Actinopteri; Cypriniformes; Cyprinidae.